AAAGAGAGAGAGAAAGAAAGAGAGAGAUGGAACCACGAGGGGAGAGGCACAAGAUGAAGGAAUGAGAGGAGGCACUAUUUGUUUAUGCAGGAAUGACAGAACGCCCACAUCUUCUUAGAUAGAGAUAGGGAGGGAGAGAAGGAGGGAGGGAGAGGGAGACAGAGAGAGAGAGAGAGAGGGAGUAAUAGAGAGAGGGUAAGCAGUUCCAGCAGUGUGAGCAAUUCUUCUUUGACAUCUGGAGGGACAGCAGAGAAGCGCACACAAGCAGCUCGGGUCAGGGGGGGAAGUCACACUUUGUUCCUCGCCUUGUGAUCUUACACUGCAGGUUCAGGAUGACACAUGGGAACACUGAGGAGAAUCUCUAGAGGCUAUGUGUACACUUCACCAUCAGCCGUCUUCAAUCACAGCAUCCUCUGAUUGCACUCUCAUCACCACCUCUUCCUCUGGAUCCACACUGAUGUCCCUGGAGCCAUGGGCAGUGUUAGCAGUUUGAUCCCGGGACAUAGCCUCAACAGCAAGCACUGCCGCGCUUCACAGAACAAACUCAAAAAGGGGCUCCACUCCAAACGUACAGGCAAGAGUUUGGACGGCCUCCUGAAGUAUGGGUUCUCUCAGGACCCUAGUGGCACUAAUAAUAACAACAAAGGUGUUUUCCAUUCGGGCAAAAGUGAGGACUUCUUUUAUAUCAAGGUGAGCCAGAAGCCCAAGCCUGGUCACCACAGAAACGCGGAAGCAGAGGACCGUGAUAGAGCGUCAUUGGAUACCGAUGCAGGCAGGAAAACUCCACCGGAACUAAUACCGAUGUCUGGAAAACUGGAGAAGAGUGUGGAGAAGGUCCUUAUCCGGCCCACUGCCUUCAAGCCAGUCCUUCCCAGGAGCAGCAGCUCCUCCAUGGAGACACACAACAGCCUGAACCACAUCCUGGGCCACACGCUCAGCCCAUCCGAGAGGUCAAAGGACACCCCGGAACCCAAACAGGACACCGGGUCGGGCACGCUGACCGACUCAGGUCGGAACUCCAUGUCCAGCCUGCCGACCCACAGUACGGGGUACAGCAGCCAGCUGGACAGCACCAGCACUGGCACAUCCACAGGCCACCUGGUGCGCUACAGUGGCUCGGCCCACAACGUCAGCCUGCUGCAGCACCACCACCACCUGAGCGGUAACUCCUCAGGGUUGAGUGGCGUGUCAGGGCCUGCGUGUGUCGGGGACAGCAACGGGGCUGGUGAGAUAACAGUGGGCAGCUGGAUGAACAGCACGGGCAAUGUGGCUAAUGCGCAAGCCACGUCGACACUCAGCGAUAGUCUAACGGCGGCAAUGAACCUGAAUAAGGAUAUAGCCGCAGCGGCUACCACAUGCCAUUCUGGGGGUUUGCUUAGUCUGGAGUUGUUCCCCGAGACGACAACAAGUGUGACUAAAGCCAUGGCCGCAACGCCGGCGUCGGAGAUGGGCUGCGUGCGCUCGCCAAUCUCAAUGGACGAGUCGCUGAUCCUGCAGCUGGAGCGGAAGCUUCUGGAACGUGAGUCAGAGCUGCAUGAGCUGCAGGGGUGUUUCGAGGAGAAGGAGGUCGACACGUGCCAAUUGUUCGAGGAGAAACAGCGGUACUGCGCCGAGGAGAUGCAGGGGCUCAAACAGCGCUGCUCCACCAAGCUCCGCCAGGCCUCCCAGAGGGCACUCAGGUCACAGCAGCUCCUCCAGCUUCAAGUCAUCCAGCUCCAGCAGGACAAGGAGCAGCUCCAGGAGGAGGUGGACCAGCUCAACCGUGACAGGGAGAUUGUGGAGGCUAGGCUGAGGAGCUACGAGAGGGAGCAGAUCCAGCUAGCUCCGACCCUGGAGGAGACUCAGUGGGAGGUGUGCCAGAAAUCAGGGGAGAUAUCACUUCUGAAACAGCAACUGAAAGACUCGCAGGCGGAUGUCGGACACAAGCUGAGCGAGAUUGUCAACCUCAAAGCAGCGCUCAGAGAAGCCAAGAACAAGAUGGGGGAGCUGGAGAGGAAGAGCAAGGAGAAUGAAGACGCCAUUCGCACUCGCUGCGCAGAGGUCGAGGUAUGCCAGAAUGAACUACAAAGAAAAAAAAAUGAGGCUGACCUCUUGAGGGAAAAGGUUGGCCACCUGGAGACCGACAUCAAGGGCAUGAAACAGGAGCUGAGUAUGGCAAAGGAGGAACAGGUGAAACUGCAGAGCAGCAGAGCCAAACUUGAGGAGGAGCAUCUGAAGCUGCAGAUCACCAGAGCCAAAAUGGAGGUCUUUGGUGGUGGCACAGCUGAUGCAGCAGAUCAAGAGAAAGGGGGGAGAGAGGGGAAUGGGCAGGCAACACAGAGAGCCAAAAUGGUGGACACAGACGCUCUACAAAAGGAGGUGGAAAGAAUGAGAAAGGAGCUGAUGGAGGAGAAACAAAAGAAAGACAAGAUGGUGAACCACUUCCAACAGGAGAGACACACAUGGAACAAGGAAAAGGACAAGGUGAUAAGAUACCAGAGGCAGCUGCAGUACAACUACUUGCAGAUGCACAAAAAGAACCAAGACUUGGAGAAAAUACUGCGGGAACUGACAGCAGAGAUGGAUAGCAGGACUGAGCUUGACAUGGACAUCCACAGUCCCCAGCUUCACUUUGACAACCUGGUUGCCACAGAGAUAUAAGGUCAUGGAUGGGUGAAGCCAUGGAAUCAUUUUCUACUUCUACGGUUAAAACAAUAAUAUGACAUCAUCAUCAUCACCAUCAUCACGGAUGGAUUAUGUACAGGACCAGGACCAGUGAUGGAUUCAUCAAGAUAACAUAUCUUUCAUAAUCGAUAAAACAAUAAGAUGCUUGUUUAUCACUGACAGUGCUAAAUCAGCUCUUGUUGAUGUUUUGAACGUUACAUCAAGGCCAGGGUGGUAAACCAUGGUCUCAUGGUCUUCCAUUGUGUAAAAAUGGUAUGCCAAUAGAAAGCCUUGAAGGGUGCUAAUUUGGCCGCCAUCCUAUAUUAACUGUGUUCAUUGUGGUCUGGAAACAGCGUGACUGGGCAGGCUAACGGGCACUGAUCCAAAAUCUUUACACAGUGGUUGAGAAUAUUCGCCAAGCCAGAGCAACCUUCAUGUCAGAGAGAGUCAAAAAUGUAUGUGCUGCCUCUUUGUCUUCGCUGACCGGCAAGCACAACCUGGCCAUAGAAGCUUUUCUCUAUUGAGCAUUUCCAGACUAUAAUCCCAGUGGCAACUGACCUGACAUAUGGACUUGCAGAAUCGGGCUGCAAUGAGCCUAAUAAGAGGUAAAGCACACCUAGCAACAUUUUCCCCCUGUUACCUAUUACCUGGGAUCCUUUAUAACCGUAGUUUACAGUUUUUAAAAUUCAACUAUAACAUGGGAAAACAAAUUAUUUUCUUAUGCUGGCAGAACAGAAAGCAGAAUUCAUUUAAUCUUGCUAGUUGAUAUUUCGGCAAUGUUUUCUUUGUAUACAGUUGAGUCCAGGCAAAAAGAAAGACAUAGGACUGCCAGGACACCCUUGUCCUUUUAGAUGCGCAGAAUAUUCAAAGCAGUUCCUGAAAAAUGUGUAUGUAUAAAUAUGGUGACAUCUCAGUGGAUAUAUUAUAUCAUUACAAGACCUGAGAUGUGUUGAAUGUAAUAGUACAAGACACAUUAGCUAUAAACAUAGUUGUAAAGACUAAACCCACACUCCUCCACUGACAAUAGCACACACUGGUAUGAUAUUAACCCACUAAUGUGCAAACAGCAUGAUCUCUAAUCUCUAUUUCCAAAGCCAGGUGUAUAGCCACAAAGCACUUGAACACUAAUGAUUGAAUGUCCAAGCAAUGCACUAACGGGUGAAUGAGGCCUGUAUGAAUAGUGUUUUUUGUGAGCCUUAAAUUCACUGAUAAAAUGGCCGCCACAGAUGGAGCUUGCACCUGCCACACUCCACCAGUGCUUUACUUUUACUAAGUCAGAAUGUCAACAUGAGGUUCUGUUUACUCUAGGAGACUAAAUGGUAUGCACUACUUGUUCCCUGCAGUUUGAAUUUGGUAACAAUCUUUAUUCAUCGGGAAGCCUUAUCAUUUAGUCUGAAAAAUGAAAUGGGCAGUUAGUUCAACCAAAUGUAUAUAUACAAAAGCAAUACUAAUUGUGCAUUUUUCCAAAGCAUUUGAUAAUGAGGUAAGGGCCUUUUUAAGAUGGAUGACAAAACAGUUUGUAAACAAUGAGCAAAUACACUGUAUACACAGUAGGCAGUGUUUAUUGGGACAUCACCUCAAAAAGAAGACAUUUUUUAUCUGCACUGUCCAGACCACUAUCUACACUGAUACUUUAACCUCAGUACUUUAAUGUCCAUGAUGUGACAGCAGCAAGUUCACUGUAAAGAUUAUGAGCCAACAACGCUCCUCGACAAUUUACUUUGUCAGACAAAGAACUCAAAGAAUAAUUCAAACCUGAGGCGUAAGGGGGGAAGUGAAAAGUUGAGCCCAGAGUAGGUUUGGCAUCCACUCAGUGACCUCCAGUGGUGGAAAAAAAUAACAAUACAAAAUGUCUUCCCAUCCUUCAAUACCCAUGAAUGUCUUUGGUUUAUACAGAGGACAUCUGAAGCUUUUUAGGACAGCUGUACUGUUGUUUAUAGACUGGAUGCAAGGUAGCAAUUAGAAUCCACAACUACAUACUUGAAUAAAAGUUGAAAGUUGAAUGUUGACACUGGCAAAAGAUUGGUCAUGGUGAGCAGCAUUUCCCAAUGCCUCUUUCCAAUGUCUUCUUUCAGACUUGUUUUAGCUCAAGAGCGUUUUGACUUGAUAGGGAGGGUUACUGGUUGCAAUGUACUGUUCACAAUAUCAUGCGUUUUACAUUAUUGGUACACAAAUGUCCAGGAUGUAGCCUAGAACUUUUGCUUCCUUCUUGCAUUCUGUCUUGUCAUUCCAAUGUCAUAUCUGAGUUCCCACAUAUUCCACCUCAGUCUCGUCAACCCUCUCAGCCUUCACCACUUCCUGUGGAUAUUGUGACAUAGGCUUAUGUGCUUUUUCAGAUACUAACACACACCAACACUAGCUAAAUGGUUACAGUAACUCGCAAAUAUGGCAAUCCACAGAUGAAUUUUUACCCAAUGUAUGUAUUGUAUAUUUCUAUUUAUUUUAAAUAAACAAAACAAAGAUC
Clupea harengus (Atlantic herring) is the source of this 5107-nucleotide messenger RNA. RefSeq names its product leucine zipper, putative tumor suppressor 1 (gene lzts1). The record is from RefSeq and is a predicted model, not a curated record. Gene Ontology annotation, biological process: regulation of synaptic plasticity; regulation of dendrite morphogenesis. Gene Ontology annotation, cellular component: dendritic spine. Lineage: Eukaryota; Metazoa; Chordata; Actinopteri; Clupeiformes; Clupeidae.